Crotalus tigris (Tiger rattlesnake) is the source of this 10233-nucleotide messenger RNA. RefSeq names its product myosin light chain kinase family member 4 (gene MYLK4). Gene Ontology annotation, biological process: protein phosphorylation; intracellular signal transduction; positive regulation of apoptotic process. Lineage: Eukaryota; Metazoa; Chordata; Lepidosauria; Squamata; Viperidae. Gene Ontology annotation, cellular component: cytoplasm; nucleus. The transcript is spliced from 14 exons. The record is from RefSeq and is a predicted model, not a curated record. Bases 504 to 2540 code for a protein of 678 amino acids. Gene Ontology annotation, molecular function: protein serine/threonine kinase activity; ATP binding.
CUACUCAGGUUGGCAAAUGUCUGUCUGGACAUUGUGAAACUUUCUCCGGAAUAUUAAAAAUGAAAUAGGUGUUUUUCAUAACUUCUCAGAUUGUCUCUCCAAGUCAUGGCAUCGUCUUUUACUAGAUUGAACUUGAUCUGUUACACUGGGUGUCUGUCUUUGAGAAAGCUUCUGGAGGCAGCUCUUUUCAUUUAGCUUCUGUUCCUGGAUGUAAAUAGAUAUAAUGGCUACCAUCGGCAGAAAGAAGGCUUCUUUAUCAGUAGUAAAAUCCUUGGCCAAAAUGUUUGAUCCUAAUGCUUUACAGAAUCAGCAUGUCUCACGAAGAGGGGCCUUUUUCUACUCUCUUUAUUAAGGACAAAUUUCUCCUCUCCUGAAAAUAAAUGUGUGUUGGAUCUGAAGGCGGCUUCCGUCAGUCAGGAAAUUUGUGCGUUGCUGACAAUGUUCUGCAGAGGUUAGAUUAGAAAUCUGAUCUAUGGAAAGAAAUAUCGAACUCUUGAAGAAAUAUGGAAGAAACUGGCAAGACAUCACUUGCUGCCCCGUCAAAAACUUUAAUGAGCUCUGAUAGGAAGCUGGUAUGCGCAGACAUUAAAAAGAAGUUUUCUGAAAUGCCGAAGAAUGCAGAACAACAUAAACAAAGAUUAGAAGGAGUUGAACAAGUGAUCCUAGAAGUUCAGCAACAUGUUGGUUCUUUGGAAGGGGAGUUAAAGACUUCUACAGUCACUGAUCCCAUAUGCAGGAAAGAAGCCCCUUGUAAGCUCCUUAGAGUUGGUGGCAAUUUGAAAAAAGAUAGGCUAGAAAGUUGUUUCAGAAUGCAGAUGUUCUCAGAAAAAAAGGAAACAUUGUUCAGCAAAUGGAGUGAAAAGGAAAAGUCGUAUCUUACUGCAAAGGGAACAAAAUCUAUAAAAAAGAAAAAAACGCCAGAUUCCUCAGAUGGCUCUGAUGAGAAGUCAGAAUUAUAUUCUCAUACGGAAAAGGUCCAUAAACUCAACAAAGAGAAUACAGAGAAGGCAAACACUUUUCUUGUUCAGAGAAAUUCCCUAACAUCUCUUGAUUCUUAUGAGUCUGAAGUGUGUGCAGAGAGAAGUAAUAGUAACAGUUGGAAAGGUUCUCUUCGGAAGACCUCAGGAAAGAGUCCAGAGGAGGUGAAUGCAAAUGAAGCCAACCAAAGUCAGAAUAACCCAGAUACAGAAGGUGAUGCUCUAGGACCUGUGAAGAAGCAUGAUGGAUCUCAAGAAAGUCCAGAGAAUGUGGGAGAAGAUGAUAAAAGAAAAGAUAUUCCCAGGGAUGAAAAAGCAGAAGUACCAGAAAAAAUAUCUCAAAGAAAAAAAUCAAUAGAAGAUCCAGAUAUCAAGCAUAAAGAAAAUGAAAAAGCUUUAUUUCUUCUGAAAGAUGAGCAAACCCUCAGCAGCAAGCGUCGUGUGAAUGAGGGAAGUUUUCCCAAAGAUAUCAACAAAAAGAGCAGAGUGGAUGUAGCAAAGGCCAGUGGUGGACUUAAACCAAAAGAAGCAGCUAAGCCAAAAACAACAGAACUUGCCUUACUUGGAAAAACAAUCCCAUCUAAAUCAACAGCUGCCAACAAGAACAAAAUGAAGCAAGACGCUUCAAAGGGGGAUAAUUUUAUAAUUGGUAACAUACUAUCAAUACCUGCUCCUUUUGAUCACAGGAUCAUCAAAGCAAAAAGAGCUGGGAUUGGAAGCUUCUAUCACAUCUUCAAGAAUGAAGUUUUGGGAGGUGGACGGUUUGGCCAGGUGCAUAAAUGUGAAGAAAAAGAGACAGGUCUCAAAUUAGCAGCCAAAACUAUAAAAGCCAGGAGUGUAAAGGAAAAGGAUGAAGUGAAAAAUGAGAUUAGUAUAAUGAAUCAGUUGACCCACAUGAACAUCAUUCAGCUGUAUGAUGCUUUUGAAUCAAAAAAUGAUCUUGUCCUUAUUAUGGAAUAUGUGGAAGGAGGAGAACUGUUUGAUCGAAUUCUUGAUGAAAACUCCAGCUUGACAGAGAUGGAAGCCAUCUUAUUCAUAAAACAAAUCUGUGAAGGGAUUCAAUACAUGCAUCAAAUGUAUAUUCUCCAUUUGGACUUGAAGCCUGAGAAUAUCUUGUGUGUGAAUCGAAAGGCACUUCAAAUAAAGAUUAUUGACUUUGGGCUGGCAAGAAGAUACCAACCAAGGGAAAAACUUAAGAUCAACUUUGGCACUCCAGAAUUUCUUGCUCCUGAAGUUGUGAACUAUGAUUUUGUUUCUUUUCCUACUGAUAUGUGGAGCAUUGGUGUCAUGACCUACAUGUUGAUUACUGGAUUAUCUCCUUUUCUGGGUAAUGAUGAUAAUGAGACUUUGAAUAACAUCCUAGCUUGUAGGUGGGACUUCGAAGAUGAAGAAUUUGAAAAUGUGUCUGAAGAAGCCAAAGAUUUCAUCUCUAAGCUUCUUAUUAAAGAAAAAUGCUGGAGAAUUAGUGCAGGUGCAGCUUUAAAACAUCCUUGGUUGUCCAGUCAAAUCCUCCAUUGCAAAUUGGAAGCUAAGAAGAAGAGCAAACGUUCUUCUCAAUCUUAAGCACCUGGGGUUCCAUAACAUCUCUCAGAACUGAAAGGAGAAGCUGCUGUGUAAUCACUGCUUUUGUGAUGUUUGGAAACCCAGAUGAGUGGUUCUGAGGCUUCACCUUCCUCUCCUACUCCCCGAGAUGACUUGAGGUUUUUACUAAGUGGACCAACAACCACUUGAGCUGCAGGAUUUACAUCCCAGUAGUGCUGAGCUACUCUCUUCUUCCCCUGCUUUCUUUCAGUCUUCAGUGGCCAUUGGCAUUUCCAGGAAAGAGUGCCAUUUGAAGACAGUACUAAUUUGUGCUUGAGAUUGGUAUCUUUGCUUACAGUCAGCAUGAUAUUUCUGGUGUUUCCAGAGUCAGUUGUUGAAAGUACGGUGAGACGAUCAGAUGCCUGCUCAGCUCAGCAACAGAGGUUGACCUUGAUUUUGUGAUGGCUGCUUUCAAAACUACUGCAUUGAAAAACAUGCUGUUAGGAAAAAAAAUGGUGUAAAAUUAUGUGUGAUGUGUAAUGGUUAAGAGAAGAUGGUCUCUCUUUUCCCUGCAAACACAGAAUGACUCUGCUAUUGUCAUGAUAAGAUGUUCCCUGGAAUGUCUUCUCCAUGCCGGUUGCUAACAUAUAUUAAUAUUGUAAUAUUGUUUAAAGUAGGAACUUUAAAAAUGGUGCAUUUGGCAAGGAUGGGUUUCGAAUGCAGGUUUUCUUUCAUUUUGUUUGAAUUUGCUAGCUUGUGAAUCUUUUUCAUAGCCUUUGAAUGUUCCAAUUUGAAAUUGCUGUAGGUUAAAAACAAAUGGAUUCUCCUGAAAGCUGGUGCAGUGAAGCAUUGACAGUUUACAAAUAGGAGUUGUGAAUAGCUAGAAAUUCCCUCGUGAUCUUAGGCAACAAGCUGCCUCUCAGCUUUAGCUCCAUGGGUGUUUGCAAAGGUUGGGUGGGGCAUGAGGUGGAGGAGCUGGGUGGAAUGGAAUGGGCAAAGAAAACUAAAUAUGUCAUGUGCUUCAUGAUAUCAUCAUGCAAGUGAAGGAACAUGAUCUGUAUCCUUCAUGAAAUGACAUCAUGCUGCAUGUGACAUCAGCCCAUCUCAAUAAUUAUACUAGUUUACAAACCCAGAUUGUGCCUGCAAACAGCUUUGUGGCUCUCAACAUAAGACGCAUUUUACAGACGAGAAAUAAUAGGUGAACACAAAUAAGGCUAACUUAUUGUGAGAUUACUAGAAUUUUGUCAGGGGAGCUGUAAACUAAAUCAAGCAAAGAACUGGUGGCACAGGGAUAUAAUUGUCAGUGGUUCUUUUCUUUACAGUGAUUAAGAAAGAUUUCAAGUAGACAAAAGAAGUGAUAGUUUUGCGCAUUAUAAGACUGAGUCUGAAACAGAAUUGCACACAAAUUAGUUUAGUAAAGCAAUUAUCAAAACAUAGAAGUGUUUAUGAAAAUUUGAAACAGAAGAAAACAAGUGAGAGAAUUAUGACAAAGUGGGCAAAAAUGUUGGGUAUAAUACACAGAUGGAAUAAUGGGGAAAUAUGUGGCUGAAAGGUUUGAAAUUUAUCUUAUGUUAUAAUCUUAAAAAGAAUUUUAUAAAAUGAUGUGCCAUGUAUAUGUACUGUUGAAAUCUCUCUCUCUCUCUCUCUCUCUCUCUCUCUCUCUCUCUCACACACACACACACACACACACACACACACACACACCUAUCUAUACUUCAAAUUUAUGUUGGAAGCAUGAACAACAAAAGGGGACAUUUUAUCAUGUUUAGUGGGCGUGUAAAAAAGCUAGAAAAUUCUGGAUCCAGACCCAUACACUGAUUCAGAGGAUUUUCAAGAUUAAUAUACAAAUGAAACCAGAGGGGUUUUUUUUGAGGGGGAUUGAUGGACAAAACUUAUGGAAUGUUGUUGUUGUUGUUGUUGUACAGUGUAAUUGCAGUAAGAUUAUUGUAUGCAUAAAAAUGGAAAGAUAUAGCAUUACCCCAAUGGAGUGAUGCUUGGCGAAGAUGAUGGAACUUGCAAGAUAGCUAAAUUGACGUCUUGGAUCAGGGAAAAUAUUUAUGUUUGUUGUUAACUGGAACCUUUAUAGAAUUUUAUUGUGUGAAACAAAAAAAAUGAACUUAUUAUUUAUGGCUUGAAUGAUUAGACAGAAUGGAUUACAGAAAGAGGACAGUUAUGUUGUAAUCAUACAGAAGAGGUGAAUUGAUAAUUGUACUUGUAACUGUUGUAAAGAAGAUUGGAAGCUACUUCUUCGUAUGUUUUUUUUCUUUCUUUUCUAUUUUUGUUUUACAUUUAUCCCCUUUCUUGUAGUUUAGCUUUUUCUUCAACUUAUUUCUUUUUUUCUUUUAGCUUACUUUGUAUCAGUUUGUAUUCAUUUUCAUUUUUAAAAAAUAUUUAGUAAAAUUGUAUUAUUACCACAGCUACAUCUGGUCUACCAGCUUAGUUGUAAAGAUAGCUGAAAUAAGACACUUGAAAUUGUAUGCUAUAGAUACAUACAUGCAUACACAACUACAUGUGCAUUUCUCUGUAAACAAAUAAUGUAGAUUAAGAAACAUCCAAUGCUAAUACCGAAAAAAGAUCUAGUGUACAAAAAAAAACCCCAAAAAACUAAAUAUCAAAUAGAUCUAACAUUAAACAUAAAAAUUAAUCUGUUUUUUCUUCUUCUUUUCUAUUUUCUAUUUUAUUUUUGAUGAUAAAAGAAAAAUAAACGUGUUAAAAAAACUCUGCAGGAUCAAUUAUCAGUGAGUGGGAAUUUAUAUUAGCUGUAUUACUAAUCUGCUCCUAGUUUAAAAUAAUGUCCUCCAAAUAUAUACUGGCUAAGGAAUUAAAAUAUUAUAAAUUUGGUAGUUUGGAAAAGUUGCUAGAGAUCAGCAUCUAUUUUAUCCAACAGCAAAAAAGAAAAACAAACCUAUGGCAGUUUCUUGGAGAAAAAUGUUUUAUUUCCUUGAGGCUGAUUAUUUCUUUAUCCAACUCCGUAGGUCCUUUGACUGCAGAAAAAUGAUCUCUGAGAAAAUAGAUUUAUAAAUGGUCUUGCCAAGAAACCAGAAAGUGUUGCUCUGGCCUAUGGGUAUCAAAUUAUUACUAGCACAGACGUUCCCUAAAUCUGAUAACAACCAGCUUUAUCAGUUACAGAAUACAUUUAGAUUGCUGUGCGUUUGACAAGUGACUCCAUGGCCCCACAAUAUUUGUUCUGAUAUUUGAAAUCUGAUUUAUCUUAAACUAGGGGGGAUGAAGGUAGAAUGAGAGGUCCGUAUAAACUUUAUAUCAGUACUAGGGGGCUUCCCUGUUCAUAAUAGACACAAUUUUUUUCAAUUUUAAUAAAUAUUAAAUGUUGAAUGAAUUUAAUCCUCUUCCAAGAUAAAUAUAUAGAAGGAGAUUACCGCAAUUUCUUUAAAUAUGGAAAACUGAUUGAUCUUGAUCGAUGGACAAGUCACGUUUGAACACGAGAUGGGUGGCCCAUAAAUUUAAUGAAUAAAUAAGUGUUCAGGUUUCAAUUUUAAGUUUUCAUGAGAUGGAAUUAGGCCUGAAACAGGAAUGGUAUAUAUAGGACCAGAUUCCUCAUGUAUAAAUGAAAAUAUUCCUUCUAUAUCAGUAGAAAAGAUGACACCCUCACAGUUUACUAGAUAAUCCUGGAUCAUAACAGGAUUUCUAGACAGAUUUUAAACUAGUUUAAUUGCCAGUACUACCCAUGCUGAUGAAAUGAUGAUAUGGAUAUUCAUUCACUGCAUUAGAUUUUGGGAACUUCUAAUCGUUUGAUGAAAGAAUUGCAGAUAUACCAAGAGUUCUUAAACUUAAAUGAUGUAUAUAGUAUUUUGUGUUGUUUCAGAAAACAAGCUUUAGCAACAGCAAUGCAUUUUUCUCUUUAAAUUUUUCAUUAUUCUGUCACUGGAAAUUACACUAUUUUUGUUCUUGUCAUGAAAUGGUGAUCAAUAGCGCAAUAAAUUUUCAUAAGCUGACAGAUUGGCUAUUUCCAGGUGUAUGGACUUCAAAUCCCAGAAUUGCACAAUUAGCAUGCCAGUGGGCGGAUUCAAAUAUGUGAAGAGCUGGUUCUCUGUGUGGAUGCCACUUCCAGAAGUCCAUUCUGGGCCUGGGCAACAAAAAAUUAGCUGAACUGGUGUGAACUGGCUUAAUCCCACCACUGCAGUAUGCUCAUUGAUGAGAAUUCUUACAGUUGUUGCAUCACGUAAUGAAGCAGAAAAUAAGGAGGAAGUAAAUAUAUUUGAUAUGAGUCAUGGAAAUGUCUACCAAGAGAUCUUGUAAAUCCAAUCCAAUCUUUACCUGUGCAUUUAAUAAAUGGAGACUGACUUGUUAAAAGCUGGAAAGGUUCAUUUAAACAAUUAAAUAAUAUUAAGAAAUAUUAAUUACGUUAGCUAUUUCUACUAUAAACUAUCACCAUCUCUUCCCCUUGUUCUUAAUUAUGUGUAGCUGAUUAAGUCCAGGACUGUCCACAAGAAGAGAGUCAAAAAAAAAAAGUCAGCAUGGUACACAAUCAUGUAAUAAAAACCUUCACCCUUUUUUAAUGUGCAUUGUGACUAAUGAAGUCAAAGCAGCCUAAAUAUCCAAUUCCUUGUCAGAGCUGAAGUUCAAGAGACAGACAUAUAGCUUACUCCCUACUUUCAUCUGAAUGAAAGAACUUUCUGACUGAAAUUACACAUUGUAUGAAGCUAAAAAAGUGUUAUUCUGAACUAGCGGUUCACAUUCAGUAAAAUUAUAAACUAAUUAAAAGCAAUUCUGCUAUGGCUUGGUGUUAAGCAUGAAUUGGUCUGGAGAUAUAUAUAUAUAUUUCCUAGAAGCACGAAGCUGAAAACACCAGCCUGAAGAUGACGAAUGGGACUUCGUCGAAACGUCGCCAAGACACUUCCAAUUUUACGCGGGAGAAAACCCGAAUAACCAAAGACCUACAUACAAACACCCACGAAAACCUCAUAUAUAUAUUCAAUAAUAUACAAUCCUCAAACUCUGGGAGGAAUAUAAAUCAACUGUUUAUUGCUGAAAAGUUUAAAACAAUAAAAACAACUAUUUACAAUACUAAAACAAACUUAGCUUUUGCUGAUCCACUGUCAGCAUCUUCAGAGUGAAGUGUUGGGGGUGGGGAGUUCUCUUAUAAGCCUUGCUAACCUAGUUUCUUACUCAUUGACCAUGUGAUAGGGCCAUUCGUCCUGACUAACCUUAAUUGCCUUAAUUGUCCCGCCUCCCCUUGUUUGCAUUCCAAUUCCACAACUUUUUCCCUCCCAUCCUUGUCAAUCUUCUCCUUCCUGGCAUUGUUGCCAUUAGUAUGCCUUCUAGCCGUUCCCCGUGCUCAUUUUGGGCCGCACAUCUUCAGAUAAAUGUUGUGUGAUUCAAUGAUCACUGUAAAGAAACCAAGAAGAUAAAUGACAAUUGGCUUCAUGCCAUUCUCCUUUGUUUCUGUCCUCCUUUUCUAGUCCUUCUUCAUCAAAAGCCACUUGCUUUUUGCAAGAGAGCAAAAGCUGUCAUUUCUCCUUUCUUUUUCCUUUUAUGUGACUAUCUGAAUACAUGCAGUCAAAGGAUUGUGCAUUAUAUAAUUGUACAAAAGAAAGAAAGAAGAUGGCAGUGAUAGACCUCAAGUUGCCGUAAAUGCAUUGAAAGUUCAUUUUGAAAAAUAAAUUCACUAGGAAAAAAACACUUCUGUCCCUCAAAAAAGACAGAAAACAGCUGCCUGUUUUGAAGACAGCAGGUGAACUAAAAAUUGAUGAAGAUGUACAAGCAUUGGAAUACUGGACUAGGAAGGCUUUCUUAAGUUGAAAGAUGAAUGUUAGACUGCCAUUUGCUAUCCAAUUAAGAUGAAAUGAGAGCCCUGUUCUUUUUUCAAGUGACAUGCAACUGUUACAGACCUACAAAAGUGAUUCUUUUAAAAGAUCCCAUGCAAGAUCAAUGGAAUGCUUGUGUCUAUAAAUACAGUACAUUUGGCCUUGACAAAUUCCCCUGAAGGUUUUCAUAAUCCUAAAAGCAAUGCAUUGGAUUCCCACAAUUGGAUUUCAUAGAAAGAGUAACUAAGUACACAUUUCUCAGUAAAUACAAUGCAGUUUGUACUGAAAAGAAAUGUCCUAUGUACAAAAUGCUUGCAAUAGUUGUGGUUUCAAAUGUUACUUUGAAUAAGGAUGUUCUGUUUGAAGGCCAACUUUGAGUGCUAAUAUUUUAAGAGCCUCUUGAAUAAUAUGUAAUGCCAACCGCUACUUUAACAGACUUCAUAUAUUCUACGUUUACCAAGUACCAAGUUCUAAAAUUGUUUCUUUGGUAAAUAGCAUAACCGUAGUUUAUUCUUAUAGUUAUACCAGCAUUUAAAAAAUAUUUUAUCACCCUUCCAGUGUUUGUUACUCUAUGUGUUACGUGCUCUGUUUGGGGAUACUAUGUCCAUAUGUUAAAAUAUAAUAUAUGUUCAUAUAUUUUGGCAAUGUGAAUUAAUAUGAUUGAGAGCAAGACAGGCACUUUACAAGACGCAGUAACUGUAUUGCACUUAGCUUAUAUUUUCACAGCUGGGUUGACACGACUGCAGCUAUUAUUUUCAGAAGUAGGGAACAGUACUUAGUUCAGUGGUGGCGAACCUAUGGCAUGCGUGCCAGAGGCGGCACUCAGAGCCCUUUCUGUGGGUACCCGUGCCAUGUCCUGACCCCGCCACCCUGGCCCCGCCCACCCAGUCUGCCAUGACCACUGCGGCCACACCCGUCCGGCACCCGGUGAUAAAUAAGUUGGUUUUGGGUUGCAGUUUGGGCACUGGGUCUCUAAAAGGUUCGCCAUCAAAUAAAUUUGAAGAAUAUUGUGUCAAGAUACAGAAUUUUCAACAUUAUAUUUUGAGAAAAAAUAUUCCAUUUGCAUUGACACCAAUACAAUCUGCAUAAAAUGCUUUAAAUGUUGAUAAUAACUUUCUGCUUCCUUAGUUUAAGUGAUUUUUCUGUCUUAUCACAUGAUUGUCCUUAUAUGACUAAGUGAACUUUUGAGAGAUUAUGUGAUUGUUAAAACAAGUAAAGAGAUAUAAUAUCCAAUAUUCAAGGCUUAUUUAAAAAAAUGGCUGCUGCCAAUAGAAUGGGCUAUAGACCAGUUGACUUUUUACUUUUUACUUAAUGGCUAGAUAAUAUUGUAAACAAAAGAAAAUUAAACAGCAAGAAGCCAAUAGUUGUUUCUCUUAUCAGGGUGCAAGAAAAAAUAUCUGCUGCAAACUCUUUGUAGGCAUCCAGAAGGAUAUACGGCCAGUAAGUGAUCAGCUCCAUUCAGUCACCCCAACUCUGCCCCAGAUAAAGGGAUUAAAGGGUUAUAAAAAGGAAAAAAAUAUUAUUAUGUGUCAUUCAGAAAAGGCUGCUGUAUCUUUACACGUCAUUUCAUUCACAGUUUUAUAUACUUGGGAUUUGACUUAGUGUAAAUGCAUGAAUUCACCCUUAAAAGUGCAUGAAUCUAUAUUAGAAUACUUUGAUCAGGGUGUUUCAAACUGAUUGCUAUCAUAUAUUUACCUCCACUGGUGAUGCCUCCCAAGUAUAAUAAAAAUACAAUCCUGAAACGAUCAUAUUUACAAUGAUGAAAUCAAACUAGAGUUACAGAUUGAGAUUAUGUAGAUUUAGUGCAUACAAUAGCACACACAUAGAUAAACCAAGAAUAGGGAAAUUAAAAAUUCAUAUAAAAGAACGCAUGUCUCCAAUUAGUUUUGAAUUUGACCUUCAGUUCUAGUGGUGUGGAAGAUCAAAUAGCUAUCUGAAUUGCCUUAAAAAAAAAAAAAAAAAACCCGAGU